Molecule: messenger RNA, 560 nt
Organism: Lagopus muta (rock ptarmigan)
Lineage: Eukaryota; Metazoa; Chordata; Aves; Galliformes; Phasianidae
Product: collagen alpha-1(XIII) chain-like
Exons: 4
Coding region: 52-534 (160 amino acids)
Source: RefSeq, a predicted model, not a curated record
UCUUACUGCUCCUGGUUCCUGCAGCUUGCGUAUGCAGGCAGGCAGGCAGCAAUGGGGACGUGGUGCCUCUGUGCUUUCCCAGGCAGGAGUGUUGUGCUGAGACUCGUGGACAGGGAGGGAAUGUUGGAGGAGAAGAGCUGGAAAGGUGUUGGCGAAACAGCUUUUGAAAGGGGGUGCGUGGCUACCCCCAGGGCCAGCGACGGGGAGAGAUGCUGCCGCCUCCCGCUGCUGCUGGGCUCGGGGCUGCCUGGCAUCUCCCUGCUCUCUCUGGUGCUCAGCCUUCUGCUGUACUUUCGGACCUCUGAUCUGCAAUCCCGGGUGUCCCACUUGGAAGCGGACAGAUCCACGCAGCUCCCUGCCUGGCUCUCAGCAGACCAAAUGGAGACGGCUAUUUUGGGAAGAGUUGACCAACUGCUUGAUGAGAAACUGAAGUUUCACUUGCCGAGACAUCGAGAAGUUCGAGAGACUCACCAGCGAUGCAACUGCCCAGCAGUCCUGUGGCUCUCUGUAACACAAGCUGUGCAAUACAUCUGAUUUGGGCACUGGAGGUUUCAUGGAAG